This is a messenger RNA of Mesocestoides corti, 462 nucleotides long. The record is from the annotation of a GenBank genome assembly. Lineage: Eukaryota; Metazoa; Platyhelminthes; Cestoda; Cyclophyllidea; Mesocestoididae.
AUAACCCAGCAGCCGCCUCCCACCUUCACUGCCCUCGUGCAGGAGGGAAUGGCUCACGCAGAGCGCAUCAUCAAGUCCGUCAUGCUCCCUGUCGGCUCCCCCUCCAGCCCUCAUUUCGCACCGCCAGCGCAGCAGCAGGCCUCGUCGGACCAGCCGCCGCCGGCCGAGGGACCGCCGCCCACGCCAACGGGCUUCGUCAUGGGCCCAAUCAGUGCCAAGGCGGCCGAGAUAUUUGUCAAGAGCUUCCUGCAGUUGAUACCUACUGCAGAUUUACAAAUUCUGCAGAAAGUUUUGGAUAUGAAAGGCAUCAAGCGAAGUGACCAGUUUACUAUCAUCGAUGAGUUUCGCACAGCGCUCAAAUCAAAGCAAACGCAAGAUCAGUCUGAGUCGAAGGAAGGUUCAACUAUCACGGAGCACUCCACCUUCGCCGGUAGUAUGAAAAACCUGCGUUGCAAAAAGUGA